Messenger RNA from Sporothrix brasiliensis 5110, 228 nucleotides. RefSeq lists its product as uncharacterized. The coding region runs from base 1 to 228 and encodes 75 amino acids. NCBI's taxonomy places the organism in Eukaryota, Fungi, Ascomycota, Sordariomycetes, Ophiostomatales, Ophiostomataceae. The record is from RefSeq and is a predicted model, not a curated record. The transcript has a single exon.
AUGCAUUUCGUCUCAAAAGAGACCACUCCCGGCCAGUCGGUCGUCGACAACCAAAUCGAUCCGAUACGGCGCAGUGAUCUGCUGACGAAAUCCAAGGCCAGCAUCAAUGCAUUGGAUCAGCUCAGCCCCAAACGCGAAACAAACGACCCGCUUGCACGUCACGGCGGUAUUGGCAUUGGGCGGGAGGACGACCACUCAAGGUUCCUGGACUGUGCAUCGCUGAGAUAA